AUGGCGGGACGCGGCAGGGAUGCCGUGUUGCCGGCCUGGAUGCGGCAAGGCGGCGCGGUGGCCGCAGCAGCCCCAGGAGCACCCGCGGCGGUAGCGCCGGCGGCGCACCCCGGUGCCGCCGCUCCUGGCUCCCCAGGCGCAGCCGCCGCGGCUGCGGCCGCGCGCCUCGCCGCGUCUCGCGCGGCUGCUGGGCCGCCGGCUCGCGCAGCGGCGGGGCCUCCCGCUGGCAGCCCCUAUGGCGGCGGCCCCUCGCCCGGCGCCUUCCCGGGCGGGCCGCGCCCCGGCGGCUUUGCCGGCGGGCCUCCGGCGGCGGCGCCGGGCGUGCCCAAGCCAGACUGGACGGAGCACACGGCGCCCGAUGGAAGAAAGUACUAUUACAACAACCGCACCAAGCAGAGCAGCUGGGAGAAGCCCGAGGAGCUGAAGACGCCGCAGGAGCGCGCGGCGGCGGCCGGCGGCGGCGCCGCGCCGGCGCCCUCUGCGGCGGCCAGCGCGUGGCGUGAGCACACGGCGCCUGAUGGAAGAAAGUACUACCACAACAGACUCACCAAGGAGAGCCGCUGGCAGAUGCCCGAUGAGAUGCGGGCGGCGCUGGGCCUGCCGCCCGCCGCGGCGGCGCCGUCGGCGGCGCCCGCCGCCGCGCCCGCCGCGGCCGCGGCGGCCAAGCCGGGCCCGGCGGCACAGGUUGUCAAGCUGGCAGGCGCGGCGGCGGCCGGCCCCGCGGCUGCGGCCAACUGGGUGCAGACGGGUCCCACGCCACACUACGCAACCACCGCCGAGGCCAAGGACGCGUUCAAGCAGCUGUUGACAGAGGCGGGGAUCAGCAGCGGCAUGAGCUGGGACGAAUCGAUGCGCCUGAUUGUGCAGGACCGCAGGUAUGGCGCCCUCAAGACGCUGGGCGAGAAGAAGACUGCCUACAACGAGUAUGUGCAGCAGCGGAAGAAGGAGGAGGCGGAGGAGGCGCGGCAGCGGCGCAUGCAGGCCAAGGAGGGCUUCUAUGCGAUGCUGGAUGAGUGCAAGGAGCUGGAAGUGACGGCGGGGCACCGCCCCAAGUUCAGCCGCGCCCGCGACCUGCUGGAACUGGAUGCGCGCUGGCAGGCUGUGGAUGCCGGCAAGGAGCGGGAGGAGCUGUUUGAGGAUUGGGUGGACGAGAAGGAGAAGCAGGAGAAGGAGGCGCGGCGGGCGGAGACGAAGCGGCGGCGGGGCGCCUUCCGGGAGCUUUUGGAGCGAUCCAAGCACGUCAGGCACGACACCGCCUGGCGCAAGGCGCAGGACCGGCUGGCGGGCGAGCCCGAGUUUGAGGCGCUGGACAAGCUGGACCGGCUGGAGGUGUUUGAGGAGUACAUCAGGGAGCUGGAGCGGGUGCACCGCGAGGAGCGGGAGAAGGAGAAGGAGGAGCGGCGGCGGCAGGAGCGGCUGGCCAGGGACGCCUUCCGCGCCCUGCUGGCCAAGCACCGCGAGGAGGGUAUCAUCAACGCCCUGACGCGCUGGAAGGAGUAUGUUCCCAUUGUGAGUGAGGAGGAGAGCUAUAAGGCCGUUGAGCGCAACGCCUCUGGCUCCCGCCCCAAGGAGCUCUUCCUGGAUGUGCUGGAGGAGAUGGAGGCGGAGUAUGGCAAGCAGCGGGAGGCGGUCAAGGCGGCGGCCAAGGAGCUGGGCCUGGAGGUGGGCGCCGACAGCCAGCUGGAGGCUUUCCGCGAGGCGCUGGCGCCGCAGCGGGGCGAGGGAGGCACGCUGGCGGGCGUGACCGACGCCACCAUCAAGCUGUACCAUGAUGAGCUGGUGGGGCGGGCCAAGGAGGAGGCCUACAAGGCGGAGAAGAAGCUGCGCCGCGCCAGGGAGGACUUUGCUUACAUGCUGAAGCACAUGCGGGGCAUCAAGCACGACACGACCUGGGAGGCGGCGGCGGAGCUGUGCGGCGGCGAGCCCGAGUGGCGGGCACUGGAGGGCGAGGAGGAGCGGCGGGCGGCGUUUGAGGAGCACGUGGAGAAGCUCAAGGCCAAGGAGGCGGAGCGUGCCGAGCGCAAGCGCGGGCGAGAGGACGGCGGCACGAGCGGCGGCGAGGAGGAGGGGGAUCGGCGGGACAAGAAGAAGAAGCACAAGAAGGAGAAGAAGAGCAGGCACGACGACCGCUCCGACGACGAUGAGCGGCGCAGCAAGAAGCACAAGGACCGCAAGCACAAGGACCGUUCCCGCAGCCGCUCCCGCAGCCGCACCCGCUCCGAACGGGCAAAGGAGCCCGAGGAGGGUGAGAUUUGA
Messenger RNA from Chlorella variabilis, 2256 nucleotides. RefSeq lists its product as hypothetical. Gene Ontology annotation, cellular component: U1 snRNP; U2-type prespliceosome. Lineage: Eukaryota; Viridiplantae; Chlorophyta; Trebouxiophyceae; Chlorellales; Chlorellaceae. Bases 1 to 2256 code for a protein of 751 amino acids. The transcript has 20 exons. The record is from RefSeq and is a predicted model, not a curated record. Gene Ontology annotation, molecular function: protein binding; RNA binding. Gene Ontology annotation, biological process: mRNA cis splicing, via spliceosome.